Messenger RNA from Hemiscyllium ocellatum (epaulette shark), 1226 nucleotides. It is a transcript of the gene stard10, whose product is annotated as StAR related lipid transfer domain containing 10. Lineage: Eukaryota; Metazoa; Chordata; Chondrichthyes; Orectolobiformes; Hemiscylliidae. The transcript has 6 exons. Gene Ontology annotation, molecular function: lipid binding. Bases 350 to 1159 code for a protein of 269 amino acids. The record is from RefSeq and is a predicted model, not a curated record.
CCGGCAGAUUCCCAGGGCUGGAGCUGGGAAGGUGCAGUGUCCCUUUAAACCGGGGGAUCCAGGCAGAGAGAGGGAGAGGCUGCAAUUAACCGGGGGAUCCAGUCUCCAAAAUCUGCUCCAACUCACCCCUCAUUAAUUUUGCAAAACAAAAACAAUCCGGAAUUCUCAGGGUAUUGAAUUGAAUUCGUCUCCCUCCAGUUGCAUCCCUCUCCCUCUCCCUCUCUCUGUUGGUUGUUGUUUAUUUGGGGGGGAAGGGGUUUGGGGUCUGUGAUUCUGACCCUGGCCCUGGCCCUGACCCUGACCCUGACAGCAGCAGCUGGGGGUGGGGAGGGGUGGGGGUCCAGCAGAAAUGGCCAAGGAGACGGUGCAAGUGCCGGACGAUGGCGAUUUCAGGUCGUUCCGGGAGGAGUGUCACUCGGAGAGCGGCUGGUCCCUGAAACACGACGGGUCAGGCAUCAGGGUCUGGGUGCAGAUGACCGAGGGAGACAGAGCCCUGCACAGGAUUAAGUGCAGGAUGUUCUGCAAAGACAUUUGCUCCGAGACCCUCUAUGAUGUUCUCCACGAUGCGGAGUAUCGCAAGAAAUGGGACGAGAACAUGAUCGAGACCUUCGACAUUGGCAAGCUGACGGUUAAUGCAGAUGUUGGCUAUUACGCUUGGAGAUGUCCAAAGCCAUUGAAGAAUAGGGAUGUGGUCACGCUGAGGUCUUGGCUACCAAUGGGGAGUGAUUACAUCAUCAUGAACUACUCGGUCAAACACUCGAAAUACCCACCUAGGAAGGAACGAGUUCGGGCGGUUUCCGUUCAGACUGGAUACCUGGUUGAAACCAACAGUGCCAAUAGCUGCACCCUCACUUACCUGGCUCAGGUGGACCCGAAAGGCUCAUUACCAAAGUGGGUGGUGAAUCAAUCAUGGCAGCGUCUAGCUCCCAAAGCGAUGAAGAAGAUAUACAAAGCUUGCCUGAAGUACCCGGAAUGGAAACACAUGCACGCUCCGGCCUACAAACCCUGGCUGCACCCGGAACAGAGCCAGCUCCUCACCAUCCAGCUCUCUGAGCUCGCCAUCCAACACGCCGACUCCCUGGAAAACAUCGACGAGAGUGGAAUUCCCGAAACCCGGGAUGACAAGGCUGAUGCCAGUGACGAAGACAGUGUGAACUGAAGAAGCAUUGUGCCCUCCCAACACGCCUCAUGUGCCAUGUACCCAAUAAAAAAAACACUUUCUUUAA